CCCUCUAUAACCCAGUUCGACUUGGCCCAGUCUGGCACAACCCGGCCCUGCCCGGCCAGGCGCCACGUUAUGGAGUUACUGUGGGUUCCCCUCUUGGGCUUAUGUUGCAGUUUGGCCUCCGCUGACCGACACACCGUCUUCUGGAACAGCUCAAACCCCAAGUUUCAGAAUGAAGACUACACAGUCCAUGUUCGACUGAGUGAUUACCUAGACAUCAUCUGUCCACAUUAUGAGGAUGAGUCUGUGGCCCCAGAUGCCAUGGAGCGUUAUACACUGUAUCUGGUGGAUCGUGAGGAAUACCAGCUGUGCCAGCCACAAUCCAAGGAACAAGUGCGAUGGCAGUGCAACCAGCCCAAUGCACGGCAUGGUCCUGAGAAGCUAUCUGAGAAGUUCCAACGCUUCACCCCCUUUACCUUGGGAAAGGAGUUCAAAGAGGGACAUAGCUACUACUAUAUUUGUAAGUCAGUGGACAGAUUGGGCAUGGGGUGGGCACAGUGUGGAAAGGCAAUGAACAUGAGGCAGAAGAAGAGCGCUAGGCAGGAAGGGCUUGGUAGGAACACAGGAGUACUCUGACCAGAGAGGGAAUGGAAUGGGCAAUCAGAUCCCACAUCUAGAUCCACUUACUGGGGCUCAGUUUUGACAAGGGUUGCUCAGACUCUACUCUUCAGGGAUUCCCUAAACCAAACACUUGUACAAGAGGAACUUCUUAGCCCGCCCACCUUAGGCUACAGUGAAUCAAAGGAAUGUUUUAUGAGGAGGGUGUCAGGUACACAUAAAACAGGAAAACAAAAAUAGUAUCACUAACAUAACAAAACAAGAUAAGAUAUUCAAAUCUUGGGUGGAACUAUGACACAUAUAUUAACAUGGUUUAAG
This is a messenger RNA of Gracilinanus agilis (Agile Gracile Mouse Opossum), 873 nucleotides long. Its product is annotated as ephrin-A1-like. Gene Ontology annotation, biological process: axon guidance; ephrin receptor signaling pathway. The record is from RefSeq and is a predicted model, not a curated record. The coding region runs from base 70 to 573 and encodes 167 amino acids. Gene Ontology annotation, molecular function: ephrin receptor binding. Gene Ontology annotation, cellular component: plasma membrane. The transcript has 2 exons. Lineage: Eukaryota; Metazoa; Chordata; Mammalia; Didelphimorphia; Didelphidae.